This is a messenger RNA of Penicillium taxi, 1230 nucleotides long. It is a transcript of the gene ayg1, whose product is annotated as heptaketide hydrolyase ayg1. The record is from RefSeq and is a predicted model, not a curated record. Lineage: Eukaryota; Fungi; Ascomycota; Eurotiomycetes; Eurotiales; Aspergillaceae. The transcript is spliced from 5 exons. Bases 1 to 1230 code for a protein of 409 amino acids.
AUGGCACCAUGGAUGAUGGGAGAGAAAUUCAACUCUACCUACCCGCACAAGGGGUCUAUCAAGGCUCUGUGGGAGACAAAGUGGAAGUUCUGCAGCCAAAAAUCCAUCUACCCAUUCCACGAUGGAUCCUUCGAGGACUUCGAGCCUAUCUUCGAGAAACUGAUUGCUGAAAACAUCAACGAUCCAUUCACGAACGAGUACACCAACACCUUCCUCCCAAUCGUUACCAACUUAGAGGAAGAAGCAGCCAAAGCCCUAAAGGCAAACAACCCAAGCCAAGCAUCUGACCUCUACCGCCGCGCAGCAGUAGUCCUCCGAAUUGCUCGCUUCCCAUACGUAAGCCCAAAGACGCGCCCAGACAACGCCGUCAAGCGCGCAGCCUUCGACCGCCAAAAGGAUGUAUACCUGAAAGCAGCCGCUCUCUGGAAGCCCGUCUUGAAAGAAGUGAUAAUCCCACACUCGCACGCCUCCGGCCUGGAUGGCGCUCAGAUCCCGGCCUACGUGCGUCUGCCCGAGGAAGCCAGCGCCGGAAACCGUGUCCCUGUCGUGCUGCUAAUGACUGGUUUGGACGGGUACAGACCCGAUAACAGCCAGCGAACGCACGAGAUCAUCAACCGCGGCUGGGCAACUGUGGUCGUUGAGAUCCCUGGCACGGCAGACUCGCCUGCUGACCCUGCUGAUCCGGAGUCUGCUGAUAGGUUGUGGUCGAGUGUGUUGGAUUAUAUAGCUUUGCAGCCUCAGUUUGAUACGAGUCGUGUUGCGGCUUGGGGACUUAGUGCUGGUGGCUUCUAUGCUAUUCGGGCUGCUUGUACGCAUCGGGAAAGACUUGUUGGCUCUGUGGCUCAUGGGCCUGGCUCACAUCAUUUCCUCGGUAAGGAGUGGUUGAGUAAGGUGAAUGACCACGAGUAUCCGUUUGAGAUCACUGCUAGCUGGGCUGAGAAGUAUGGCUAUGCUAACAAGGAAGAUUUCAUUGAGAAUGCGCAGAAGAAGUUCUCUCUUGUUGAGACGGGAAUCGUUGAUCAGCCCAACUGCCGUCUGCUGCUGCUUAAUGGCGUUGAUGACGGCGUUGUCCCCAUUGAGGACUCUAUUGUUCUCUUGAACCACGGCGGCCCCAAGGAGGGCCGCUUCUUCGAGGGCCUGUUGCACAUGGGAUACCCUCACAGUCUGCCUGUCGCUUACAAGUGGCUAGAGGAGGUCUUGUCGCCCAACGAGCCAGAGAUCAAGAACUAG